CCGGGCUCUGUAAUUAACAUUCCACAGCGGUUCUCCGUCACUAAUUACAGCAUCACCGAGACAAUCGGGGGAUGAGAAAGGCUGGCGUGAAGGCAGCCGCUCGGCACACCUCUGGCUUCCUCCUCCCCGGCCGGGACGCUCUCUGUGCCUGGCACACAGUCCCCCGGACGCGGGCGAGUGUGGGCAGAGGCGGCAUCGCCCGCAGCAGGUCCUGCCGCUGGCCAGGGCCCGGGCUGCCAGGGGGACGCAUCGUGAUGGGCCAUUGCCGUGGAAACCGCCCUCCGAGACGCCUGUAGACGAGACCUCCACCUCCAGGACCUGCCUUUUGGUUUGGUUAAUCCUCCCCCGGGGACAUUUUCCAUUGAUUUUUAGAGACAGUGGGAGAGAGAGGGAGGGAAAGGCAGAGAGAAACUUCCACGUGAGAGAAACACACCGACUGGCUGCCUCCUGCGCGCACCCUGACCAGGGCCCGGGCUGGGGAGGAGCCUGCCACCCAGGAACGUCCCCUUGACCGGCAUCGAACCCGGGACCCUUCGGUCCACAGGCCGACGCUCUAUCCGCUGAGCCACCGGCCAGGACAGGCCUGCGGGAUCGUGAGCAGCUUCUGGGUUCGACCCGUCUCCCGCCCAGGCCAUGGCCUUCUACCCGCUGCAGGUGGCGGGGCUGGUGCUGGGCGUCCUGGGCCUAGCCGGGGCUCUGGCCACCACCCUCCUGCCCCAGUGGCGCGUGUCCGCGUACGUGGGCAGCAACAUCAUCGUCUUCGAGAGGAUCUGGGAAGGGCUGUGGAUGACCUGCGUGCGGCAGGCCCGGACCACCCUGCAGUGCAAGCUCUACAGCUCCCUGCUGGCCCUGCCCCCCGUGCUGGAGGCCGCCCGGGCCCUGAUGUGCGUGGCCGUGGCCCUCGCCCUCACGGCCCUGCUCCUGGGCGUGUGUGGCCUGAGGCAGGUCCAGUGCACGGGCUCCGACGAGAGGGCCAAGGCGUACCUCGUGGGGGCGUCCGGGGCCCUCCUCCUCCUCACCGGCCUCUUCGUCCUCAUCCCCGUGUCCUGGACGGCCCACAUCGUCAUCCGGGAUUUCCACGACCCCGCCGUCCACGUGGGGCAGAAGCGCGAGCUGGGGGCCGCGCUCUUCCUGGGCUGGGCCAGCGCCGCCGUCCUCCUCGCGGGAGGGGCCCUGCUCUGCGGGUUCUGCUGCUGCAGCCGGAGGAAGCGAGGGCAGCGGCGCCCGGCCCCCAGGCACCGCGUGCCUCCCCGGGGGCCGCACGGGGACCCGGCCGUGCCCAGGAAGCCCUGCACCAGCUACGUCUAGGCCUGCGCGGCUCCAGCUGGCGGGGGGGCCGGGGGCGG
This is a messenger RNA of Myotis daubentonii (Daubenton's bat), 1346 nucleotides long. It is a transcript of the gene CLDN17, whose product is annotated as claudin 17. Gene Ontology annotation, molecular function: structural molecule activity. Gene Ontology annotation, cellular component: bicellular tight junction; membrane. Lineage: Eukaryota; Metazoa; Chordata; Mammalia; Chiroptera; Vespertilionidae. The record is from RefSeq and is a predicted model, not a curated record.